CCUGUCAUCUGGUAUCUAUCUACAGGGAGACAAGAAUCAACGUAUCUAUCGCCAAUAGUCAUCCUGGGAACGGAUCCUCUACAUUCCUCCUUGGUCUUCGGGCCAAAGGCAGAAGCAGUUUCUGCCUGCCCUUCUGGCAUCUGCCAGUCUCAGAAUCUGCCAUGCAGCGGCCCAAUCCAAUCAAUGACACCUCAAAGCCUCGGAGAUCGAGAAAUGGCUGCCGAGGGUGUCGUCGUGUGCGUCGCAAAUGUGACGAGCAGAGGCCGUCGUGUGGAAGAUGUCUAGAGAACGGCCAAACCUGCUCGUACCAAGUGGUUCUCUCGUGGGGGGGUCGCCGAUUUGGCAAAUCAGCAUUUGGCGAAAUCGCCAAUGUCGUCGCGAUUCCUAUUCAGACAGAGGCAGAGGCAGGGAGACAAUCGAGCACCUCUGAUGUAGCCACUGAUCAGGCCGAUACGCCUUUCAUAUACGGUAUCGAACGACAACUCAAGGAACAAGGCGACGAUCAACAUGAACUAUAUGUACCACCUACCGAGUCCCAGCUGCUGCAUCAUCGUCGUCGUCGACCGACGAGUCACAUAUGGAGAAAUCCAGACUGGCUGAUUGAUCUACCGUCAGCCCAGCGGCUGCUUCUUUGUCACUUUGCUGGUAGUACGGUCAUAUUCAUUGUUCUGCACAAGAAGCUUCACUCGGACUUUUGCUCCACCAUCAUACCCAUGGCACUCGAUAAAUGUCAUGGCAAUGUUCUUUUAGCCGCCAUUCUAAGCACCGCAGCUGCUCAUCGAAAAUCACUGGGACUUUCCUGCGAUGACAUCGCAUACGCACGUCAGAAACAGCGGGCGCUUCAAUUGCUAAGCCGACAGCUUAGCCAGCAGCCAAUAGAGCCGACCGAUCAUGGUGAUGUGUGUAUCGCCACGUCUCUGACAUUGUGCCUGUGCGAGAUUCUUGAAGGUGGCGAAAAACCCAACUCAUGGCGGGCACACCUCAAAGGUGCAGCCGCGCUACUGGGGGUCGGACGAAAGCAUGGCCAAACAUCAAGCUCGACGACAACAGAUACCAGAGACACGCCUUCAAGGACGCUUCUUCGGCGAUGGUGGCAGACAUAUGAAGGCCAUACGCUUUUCAAUGACAGACCCGUUCCAUUGUUUGAUCAAGAUCAAGACCGUCACCAUCUGUCUACUCAGUCAGCCAGUGAUGUCAAUGCCUACAUUGAUGACUUUCACGGGUUCUCCAUCGGUCUCUUGCCAAUCAUUGAUGAACUCAACCUGCUCAUCAUCGAGAGACAAGCCAUCAAGGAUAUGAACAAUGCUGGCUUGAACUGUACGCAGCUCCUCGAUGUGGUCGAGUUGCGAGGUAAUCGGCUGGUAUUGGACGUCAAAAGAAUGCUUGAAAAUCGUCUGCCAAAGGUCCACGACACCUUUGAUGUAUCGGACGCAUCGCUGCUAUUAUCUGAAUUGGUUGAUUUAGACAAAGCUUAUCAUCACAUCACCCUCCUCAAGAUCUACCAACGAGUACUGGGCCUCCAAUCAACGAAUCCCAACAUUCAACGCGCUGUCGGCCGAGCAAUCGAGUGUAUCAGCAGGAUCACUCUCCACGAUUUUGCAUGUCCUGGUGUUGCUUUGCUUCAACCGGUCUUCACCGUCGGAUGCGAAGCUCACAGCGAACAAGAUCGCAAUUUUGUGAUCGCAUGGUUGGACAAGUUGAGGAAGCAGAAUGCCAUGGGGAACGUCGGUUGCGCAAAGGAGUUUCUCCUGGAGCUGUGGCAGAAACGCGACUCGACCAGUCCUCCCGCGGAGUAUAUCCACUGGAACGAACUGCUUGGUAAGGCCACCUUUCCUCCGUUGCCUCAUAUGUAUCACAUUAUGCAUAGCUGACCAUAGUGUGUAGAACAUAAAGGGUGGGAGCUAGCAUUAUACUGAUUCGAUG
This is a messenger RNA of Exophiala viscosa, 1923 nucleotides long. Its product is annotated as fungal-specific transcription factor domain-containing protein. Gene Ontology annotation, cellular component: nucleus. The transcript has 2 exons. NCBI's taxonomy places the organism in Eukaryota, Fungi, Ascomycota, Eurotiomycetes, Chaetothyriales, Herpotrichiellaceae. The coding region runs from base 162 to 1871 and encodes 569 amino acids. The record is from RefSeq and is a predicted model, not a curated record. Gene Ontology annotation, biological process: positive regulation of transcription by RNA polymerase II. Gene Ontology annotation, molecular function: DNA-binding transcription factor activity, RNA polymerase II-specific; zinc ion binding; transcription cis-regulatory region binding.